AUGUCUGACCUCAGCCACGUUACAGUGUACUCGGACUCUUCUGAUAUUUAUAAGAAUGUGUUCUGCAACCCUGCCUUUGAGCUGGAGGGGGAGCGAGAGGAGAGGGUGGAGGGAUUCCGGACAUCCUCGUCCACCCCAGAGCCAAUCAAACCGCCAGCAGCUCGCUGGGGUGUGUUUGGGGUGUGUGUGAUGCGUCUGAGGGCCCCGGGUUGUGGCUGGGGGGUGGUGGUGAUCUCUGCUGCCGCCCUGCUCCUGCUGGCGGCUCUCGGAUUGGCCCUCGCUCUCCUCCUCACACAGAUUAAAGGCCAGGCAGUGGAGGAGCAAUUGUUGUCCACCAGCCCCCCAGACCUGCUGAGUGCAGGGAAUGGAGUGUCCCAUACUUUACCCACAAUCUCUGCCAACAGAAGUCAGCUGGACAGUACAACUGCACCACAGCCUGCUCGGAGCCCACCAUCUGAAACACGUAAGAGAUAUAGGCAAAAUGGUCAUUUAUAUUCCAAUUUUCAUAUACAUGAACUAAAAAUUUUGGCACCUUUCUUUUUGUGUAACUGUAACAAGGCAUUCCUUUCCUUUCUCUCAGGUUGUGGAGGGGUUUUGACUGACCCAGAGGGCAGCUUCAGUUCUCCCAACCACCCCGGCUCCUACCCCCCCAACUUGCUGUGUGUGUGGGUGCUCCGAGUCCCACCGCCCUCCGUGAUCCAGAUCCACGUGUCCUCUCUGACUGUAGAGGGACCGUCUCCCUGUCUGUUUGACUGGCUUGAGGUGCAGGAGCAGAUAGAGCAUAACUCUGUGGUCACCAGGUUCUGUGGUAACGUGGCACCACCAACAGUCAACACGAACAGCAGCACAGUGUGGGUCACCUUCCGCUCCGAUGGGAGCAUCGCAGGCAGCGGAUUCACUGCGCAGUACAAGGCCAUACUGCCUGGACACAAGAGCUGCUCCAGAGAAGAGUUUAUGUGUGACAGUGGUCGCUGUCUGCUGCCUGUGUCUGUGUGCGACGGCCAUCCGAACUGCCAUGACCAAACGGAUGAGGCAAACUGCAGCCAUAAACACAAAGAAUGUGGCGGGCAGAAGACCGGGCCGUAUGGUUACCUGUCGAGUCCAAACCAUCCCAGGCCUUAUCCUCACCAGCAGUUGUGCAUGUGGUAUUUAUCUGUCGAGGAGGGUCACGUCAUCACGCUGAGCUUCAGGAACUUCAGCCUGGAGACUCAGGAUGUGUGUGAGUUUGAUUACGUGGAGGUGCACGACAGCGUCGAUGCAGGAGCUGGACGAGUGCUGGGAAGGUUUUGUGGUACCACCUUCCCUCCGGACCUGACCUCCUCUGGCCCCCACAUGACAGUGGUGUUUGUGGCCGAUGAGGGAGUGGCCGACAGCGGCUUCAAUGCCACCUACCAGGCUGUGUCUGUACUGGACAGGACAUGCGGGCCCAGCCAGUUUGCCUGCAGUACAGGGGAGUGUCUUCAGAAGCAGUGGUUGUGUGAUGGAUGGAACGACUGCCCUGACGGAGCAGAUGAACAGGGCUGUGGCAACUCCACCUAUCCUCCUUUCACUUCAUCGUGUGAGUUCAUUGAAGUAGAGAUGUGUCAAGGCCUCAGCUACAACCUCACCUCAUUCCCAAACAUCUGGCUGUCCAUUGCUGAUCAGAGAGAAGCUGCCACACUCCUGCGACAGUAUCGGGUGCUGAUGGAGCUGGCGUGCUUCGAGCCCUUGCGGAGGUUGGUGUGCGGGAUGUUUCUGCCCCAGUGCAGCCCUCAGGGUGGCGUCCUCCAGCCCUGCCGCUCAGUCUGCUCCUCUGCUGAGCAGCAAUGCAGCCAAGCCCUGGAUCUCUUCUCCUUCAGCUGGCCUUUCAACUGCCACCUCCUGCCCGACUCACAGGACCCCAUGGAGUGCUCGCUGCCUUGACGCUUCCAAGAGUUUGAAGUUUCAAUCGUUUUGUUCGUAAGACACGAUCAUCUCCACCCCCGUCUUUUUCAGAGAACACUUCACACCAGAUCUGCAGCAGCGUUUCAGGACCAAAGGGUCUGCAUGUUACAGAAGUGGAGACUACUUUUCUGGACAGGGCCAGAGGGUCCACAGCAUUCAAAAGCCGUGUUGUGUAGAAAGCAGUUUGAUUUGUAAUAUGACUGCAAUCCUCAUUACACAACGCUGCCUAUAAAGCUUGUGGUGCAUGCAGAAAAUUGUGGCACAGUAGCUAUUUUUUAAAGCUUUAAAGUAUGUAGAUGAGAGGUUUUUCAAGUUUUUUGUGUGAUUCAGAUAUCAACUAAGCAAAAUGAAAGCAAAGUUUCAAUCUCCCUCUCCAAUAGAAAUUUAACUGCUGUAAAUUUUUGCACUAUUUAUUGCUUUGAUGUGAAUCAUGUGAACAGAUCUCACCAGGAGUGAAUACAGAAAGAACACCUUUAAAACAAUCUUUAUUGCAUUGUUCAUCAACACACCAUAUGAUGUGCUUUUGUCAUUUCAGUGUUUAUAACAGUCUAGAUUUGAUCUAGCGUGACAAUAAAUGGGCAUGAGUUGAAUCACACUAGAAAUUAUGACCUCUGUUGCAGAUGUGCUUCACUGAGCCCACCUGUUAAAAUGCAAUGCAAGCCUCAUGGCAGAAGUUAUGUCAGUGACUCAUCAUCUUCAUGCACCUGAUCCAUUGAAUAGAGACUCUUACACACCUGAGACUCAAAAAGUGCAUAAGCUGAAAAAUUCU
Messenger RNA from Chelmon rostratus (copperband butterflyfish), 2692 nucleotides. Its product is annotated as membrane frizzled-related protein. Lineage: Eukaryota; Metazoa; Chordata; Actinopteri; Chaetodontiformes; Chaetodontidae. The transcript has 12 exons. The coding region runs from base 1 to 1902 and encodes 633 amino acids. The record is from RefSeq and is a predicted model, not a curated record. Gene Ontology annotation, molecular function: protein binding.